This is a messenger RNA of Synchiropus splendidus (mandarinfish), 2825 nucleotides long. RefSeq names its product protein tyrosine phosphatase non-receptor type 18 (gene ptpn18). The record is from RefSeq and is a predicted model, not a curated record. The transcript has 5 exons. The coding region runs from base 82 to 477 and encodes 131 amino acids. NCBI's taxonomy places the organism in Eukaryota, Metazoa, Chordata, Actinopteri, Syngnathiformes, Callionymidae.
GUGGAGAGGAUUGAACUUGGAGCUGAGAGCAGUCCACUACUAAAUGUGUUGGAAGUGACCAGGUUAUCUCAGGAAUCUAAAAUGAGCGACACAUAUGCGGUGGUAAACAAAGUCCCCAAGUAUACGUGCAUAUCACUGCCGAAUGCCAACGCAGAGAGCAGCUCCCAUCACUACGUCAACGACCCCACAAAGGCACAAGAUGCCACCAUGUACAGCACCGUCAGACCCCGAAAUCGACCUAACACUGUGGACACACAUGUUUACAACACAGCAAUAGAAGUCAACCAAAGCCAGGGGGCGGGGCCACAGGCACACGUUGAUGACUCUCACCUGGCUUCAGCUGACGAUGACUAUGAAGAUUUUUCAGCUAAUGUUGCCACCCUCACAUCCCAGGACAGCAUCGGAUUCAACUGCCGAGUGCAGAAGCCUCGAGGACCCAGAGACCCCCCUGCUGAGUGGAGCAAGCUAGAACGAUGACUCAGCAGAAGUGGUCCAUGGUGGUUGAAGACGCUUAAAUAAAAGUGAACAAAGUUCACAAGUAAAAUGAAUGUUUGAAAUUAUAAUUCUGUAAUAUCAUUAUGUGUAUGCUAAAUCUACAUGCAUUUCAAAGACCAAAAUGUGUUUUUUAUUUACCAAACAGACUGGAUGUUUUCACAAAACCCUGAAUCUGCUUUAAGACACAAACGACAAAUGAGAGGAGUAUGGUCAAAUUGAUGAUCCUUCCGGGUAUUUUCUGCGUUUUAAUAGGAGUGCAGAUGGCGUUAUCCGUAGAGGAGUUAUUUUUAUUUUUUUUCUUUUGCCUCUGCUAAAAAUAUAUGGUAUGUGUGAGUUUCUGCAAGGUCACCGACUACUGAACCUGUCAGAUGAUAGAAGUUUCCUUUUAUGAUGUGACUAAAAUCAUCUCAUCGCAGGAGCUCAGGAGGAUUGAUGUGUUUUAAGAAGAAAGUUCAUUACAGCUGUAUACAUGACUUUUUUUUAAAUAAAUUAAGUUACUCUUAUUCCAUGAACUACUGCUACACAUACUGCCAUUUACAUAUAAAUUGUAUAACAACCAUUGAAUUCUAAAAUCAAUGUUUAAAUAAAGAAAAAGUGUUGAUAUGAAUGAUCACAAGAAGAUCUUGUAUAGAGACGUUCAUGUGCAGUGGACUGUAGAUGUAAUUGAGGAGUGAUAGGUGCGGGGCUUAUUGCAUUGGCUUUGUUUGGCGGGUGGUGGGUGUUGCUUUUGUCAAAGCUAUUAUUGCAGUGAGCAUUGUGAUAGACAGCAGUUUGUAUCUAGUUCAAGGAAGAAAGCUUUUACUGUGGGUGGAUUUGCUGAAUAAUACUUUGAACAUCAAGGUUUUAAUCAAAAUGAUUUCUUGACAAAGUGCCCCAAGAAGGAUGAGGUCAUGUGAUGAACAGUAAAACGGACCUUACAUGACACCUUGAGGUUCGCCACAAAGAGCCUCAGGCACAGGUCAUUGUGGAUUUAUAAAGCGAUGUCAUUUAUAUAAACAAGAAAAUAAAAGAUUUUUGCUGAAGGUCAAACUAGGAAGAAAAGCAUAUUCUCGCUCAAAGGAUGAAUAUAUAAUAAACAAACACAGAAAACAGAACAGCCAUUUUUUAAAAAAAAAUUAUUUCUCAGCAGCCAAAAAUAUAUCAGUCAGAAAAACUCUCAAGAGUCGUGUGGAAUGCAUAUUAGGACAUGCUGCAAUGCAAGAAUGGUUCUACUUUUACAACUAAAUAGUCACACAAAAUUAAACAGCUACUCAAUGUGAUGGAACUAUACUGUACUGCAGUCAAUGCCAAUGGUCUAAUAUGAGGCUACACCAACUUUCAGCUAUUUUUUUAAGAAAAUAAAUCCUUUUAUGAGUUGUUGGGGGUUUUUUUUGUCUCUUCAUAACACAUCACUGUUUAAUGAUGAUAAAUACAACUAAACCGUUUGAUUGACAUAAAAGGUAUUUUAAUAGACAAAAUGGAGGAAUAUACUGUAUAUGUUGAGAGCGCUGCCCUGCAAUGGAGCCCAGUUGCUAGGUAACAAAGCGGCUCCACUUUGAAGUUUUUUCCUGUUCUGAAUUUGUUUGUUUUUGCCUUGCUUUCUUUUUUCACUACCAGGUCAAAACAAGGUUGGCUUUUCUGGGAGCAGAAACCCCAGCUCCGAAGCUGAAUGUGGAUUUCUAUUUGUUGGCUGGGAUUUAAAAACGACUAAAGGCUCGAUAUAACUUUUCAUCCCCUCCCAUAGUUUAGCAUCGACCUUUGACCCAGCUCUUCUUAUAUUCACCUCAGUAUUCUACCUGCUCCACCUGCAGUGACUUUUCUGACCACUGGAAGGCAGAAAAACUCUACCAAGUCAAACGUUACGGAACCUUUUAAAUAAGCCUUCUCGGUUAUAUAGUUCUUAAAUUACAGGUCACAGACGGUUAUCUAACUUAAUUUGAAAUGGAAAAUCCGGAUAAUAUUCCGACGCAACAUCACUAUUUCAUUUAAAAUCUGCCAGAUUGUACUGGAAAAACGUCAAAACUAAUGAGUAUAACGGGCGUACAGAGCUUUUGGGUAACUUAAUAAACAUGUAAUUCAAUUGGCUCGGAUGUAUUAGGGUUACACUUUUUGUCCAUUAUUUGAUGUGUCAAAACUGUUCAUGAAAAAGAUUGGAAAUAUUUCUGACGUUGCAAGAUCUGUAUGUAUUAUAUUUUAAUAUUUUUUAAAGCUAUGAACAGCCCUAAAAUGCCAGGUGAUGCAUUGCUCUUAUUUUGAGUUGUAUGUAUGGGUGAGUCAAAUAAAUGAGCCUGACUUACAGUCAGAUACACUGGCAAAGAGAAUGAACAUGGUCAGCUUAUUUUACUUUAAAC